UCACAUUCCCACUUGUUUUUUGUACCGUUCACCAUACAUCGCGUUUUAAUUUCUAAUCACACUCACACUUGAACCAGUAGUCAACGGAGUGCAGUAUUUUCCUAACAAUUGCUCAUAUAUUCCAUAAACUAAAUAUUUAUACAAUAUGCAGUGUAUAAAAUCAACAGAUAAAGUGUUAAUCGUUGACAACGAUAAUAAAUUCGUCGAAGAAGUGAAAUCCAAAUGCGCUCAAGCUGAAAUAACCCUCGCACCAUUUCACAAUGUUACAGGGAACGAAUGUUAUGAUUAUGUUAUAACAAGAACUGAUGCAAUCAACAAUGACAUAUCGAACAUAUUCAAAUCCAUCAAACCCAAUGGCAAAUUACUUGUUCAUCCAGCAGAGGCAUCAAAUAACAUUGAAUUCACACUGAAAACCAGUGGUUUCAUCAAUGUUCAAUCAGAUAAUGGCAUUUAUGUCUGUGAUAAGCCAGGAUAUGAGAUUGGCUCUUCAUCUAAACUAACUCUGAAGAAACCAGCAGGCGCAGUGUGGAAACUGGAUGACGAUGAUGAUGCAAUUGAUCCAGAUAACCUACUAGAUGAGGAUGACUUGAAGAAACCAUCAAUUGAGUCACUCAGAGGUAGAAUCAUUGAAUUUUCAUGUUUUAAAAUUUGUGGUACAACUGGAAAGCGCAAAGCUUGCAAAGACUGCUCAUGUGGUUUAGCAGAAGAACUCGCAGGAGAAAAACCAGCAGUUGACCUUCCAAAGUCAUCAUGUGGCAGUUGCUACCUUGGCGAUGCUUUCCGCUGCGCAAGUUGCCCAUAUCUAGGAAUGCCCGCAUUCAAACCCGGCGAGAAAGUGCAACUCGGCGGAAACUUACUACAGGAUGACCUAUAAAGGUAACCAUAGUUGACAAACACAAACAAAAUGCGGUGAUAAGAAUAUAUUUAACUCCAUCCUUACAAUGAAUGAGCGCAACUCCAAAUUCCAAGAGACUAAAACAACCGUUAAGUGUACUAUAUCAGAGUUUUACUUACUUUAGCAAUAAAUAUGGCAACACUA
Dalotia coriaria is the source of this 1039-nucleotide messenger RNA. RefSeq names its product cytokine induced apoptosis inhibitor 1 (gene CIAPIN1). The record is from RefSeq and is a predicted model, not a curated record. Gene Ontology annotation, molecular function: iron-sulfur cluster binding. NCBI's taxonomy places the organism in Eukaryota, Metazoa, Arthropoda, Insecta, Coleoptera, Staphylinidae. Gene Ontology annotation, cellular component: cytoplasm. Bases 146 to 874 code for a protein of 242 amino acids. The transcript is spliced from 4 exons. Gene Ontology annotation, biological process: iron-sulfur cluster assembly.